AUGAGACAGGCGAUCUUUUCUUCGCUGCAGGACGCGUCGGGCUUUCUUGCCCGGUACAUAGUGGACCUAAUUAAUGACUUCUCGCCAUCGGCUGAUCGGCCUUUUGUUUUGGGCCUCCCGACAGGCUCUUCGCCGGAGGGGAUCUACUCCCGGCUCGUCGAGUACUAUAGAUCUGGGCGUGUGUCGUUCAAACACGUGGUCACUUUCAACAUGGACGAGUAUCUCGGCUUGUACCCUACCCACCCUCAGCUGUACCUGUACUUCAUGUACGACAAGCUCUUCAACCACGUAGACAUCCAGCGAGAGAACAUCAAUAUUUUAGACGGGCUUGCUGCGGACCCUGACCAGGAAUGCUUGCGCUACGAGGAGAAAAUCAGGCUGUAUGGCCGGAUCCAUUUUUUCUUGGGUGGAUUGGGGCCCGAGGGCCAUCUAGCCUUCAACGAGGCGGGUUCUACCCGUGACUCCGUCACGAGACGCGUGGAUUUGGUGGAGCUGACAAUAGCCGCCAAUGCCCGCUUCUUUCAAAACGAUCCGACGAAGGUGCCUAAACAGGCGCUCUCGGUGGGAAUCUCCACUAUUUUGGACAACACCGAUGAGAUUGCCAUUAUUGUGUUGGGUGCCGGCAAAAGAUACGCUCUAGAGAAGACCAUCCAUGGCCGCCAAAACGACCCUCGGUUCCCUUCCCUGUUUCUUUCCGGCCAUGCCAAUGUGUUGCUUGUGUGCGAUCAGGCGGCGUACGGCCUCACGCCCAAGUUAUGA
Metschnikowia bicuspidata var. bicuspidata NRRL YB-4993 is the source of this 759-nucleotide messenger RNA. It is a transcript of the gene NAG1, whose product is annotated as Nag1p. Gene Ontology annotation, biological process: N-acetylglucosamine catabolic process; carbohydrate metabolic process; N-acetylneuraminate catabolic process. The record is from RefSeq and is a predicted model, not a curated record. NCBI's taxonomy places the organism in Eukaryota, Fungi, Ascomycota, Pichiomycetes, Serinales, Metschnikowiaceae. The transcript has a single exon. Gene Ontology annotation, cellular component: cytoplasm. Gene Ontology annotation, molecular function: glucosamine-6-phosphate deaminase activity; identical protein binding. The coding region runs from base 1 to 759 and encodes 252 amino acids.